UCGUUUCUUUUCCUGAUUGGGCGUGUCUAACAUGCUAAUGCAUUAUGAUUGGCUAGAAUGUUCAGUGUGAGUUUUUAAAUUCGUUUUCACGCCACUGCUUGAGCUGGAUACCUGGAUAAAUGGUGUAUUUGCCAGAUUCAAUGAAAACCACCGAGUUUGAUUCGUCUGAUGAAGAGGAGGUUGGGGAAGAGCAGCAAACUCCACUGGAAAUUUCCUGGCUACCCCUGUCUGUUGUGGAGUGCUCCCAGUUUCUUGGAAUCUGUGCUUUGCCAGGAUGCAGAUACAAAGAUGUCAGAAGGAACCUGCAGCGGGACAUGGGAGAGCUGCAGGCCCAGGGUGUGCAAGAUGUGUUUGUGCUCUGCACCCGGGGGGAACUCCACAAGUACCGCGUCCCCUGCCUCCUGGACGCCUACCAGCAGCGCGGCCUCAGGGUGCACCACCUGCCUUUCCCAGACGGGGGCGUCCCUGAGCUGGAGCAAUGCUGCCAGAUCCUGGAGGAGCUGCUGCUGAGCAUCGAGAACAACAGGAAGACCAUCAUCCAUUGCUAUGGAGGCCUGGGUCGCUCUGCAUUAAUCGCUGCAUGCCUUCUGCAAAAGCUGUCCGUCACCAUGACGCCCGACAAAGCCAUUGAGAUCCUUCGACAGUUGAGAGGGGGCGGGGCGAUACAGACGGUCAAGCAAUACAACUUCCUGCACGAGUUCCGGGAGAAAUAUGCUGCCCACCAGGAAUCCAAAGAGGUGCCGUGCGAGCGAUGCCUGUCUCGAUGAGUUCACCUGCACCAGGAGUUCAACCGGUCUGACGGCUGUUGUGGAUUUCAUAAUAAUCUCUAAUGCAAAAGCAAAUUUAAUAGGUAUUUGUGUGUAUGACGGGGGUAAUUUAUUUCCUUCUUGAAUAUUUUUUUGGGCUUUCUCUGCAAUGUAAUGCUUUUUUCUUGUUUCCAUGGUAUUUUCUCUUCUAGCACUUUACCAAAAAAAAAAAAAAUGGUGUUACUUUUAAAAUAAUUUAAUAUAUUUUCCUAUAAAAAAAUGUAAAUCGCCACCUUUUUUCACAUAUAUUUUUGAUUUGAAUACUUCAUGCAGAACUGACAAAACUCCCAAGCAUUUAUGAUGUGACACUUUUAUUUUCUCCUGCAUGAUGUAAUCUAUACAUGCUUAAAAUAAAAUGUAUAAUACAUUUAAGAGAAGUACAGACGUUGGGUUUGAGCUACCUUACACGUUUGUGUAUGGCCUGUAAUGGCAUUUUUCAACUGGCAAAAUGUGGUUUUCUUCAGGACUGCAAAGAUGUUAAAUCAACAUGCAGGUACUAGUUUACUUGCUUGAAGAUGUUUUAAAUGUGUAUGUAUAUUUUUAUCUGGGUACCUGACAAUGAAUGCAUGUGCAUUUUGUGAUAAUGGAUACAUUUGAAUGGAAGCAUAUAAAAGUGAUUGUACGUGUGAUCAGGUUUCUGAAUUAAAUGAAAAUAAAACUGUUGGUUAAU
Anguilla anguilla (European eel) is the source of this 1476-nucleotide messenger RNA. It is a transcript of the gene cdkn3, whose product is annotated as cyclin-dependent kinase inhibitor 3. The coding region runs from base 120 to 767 and encodes 215 amino acids. The transcript has 8 exons. NCBI's taxonomy places the organism in Eukaryota, Metazoa, Chordata, Actinopteri, Anguilliformes, Anguillidae. Gene Ontology annotation, biological process: protein dephosphorylation. Gene Ontology annotation, molecular function: protein tyrosine phosphatase activity. The record is from RefSeq and is a predicted model, not a curated record. Gene Ontology annotation, cellular component: nucleus.